AUGAAGGUUGCGCGGCGGCUAGGGUUUUCUGUGAGAAGAGAUGAGAUGCGUGCGCCCUAUUUAUAUGCGCUGGAGGCAGACCACACGGAUCUGACAGCGACUGUUUGGGUCGCCUCAUUGGAGAUCCCUGACGCGGUUCCUAUGCGACUCCAUGUCACGCUGAUCCUGUAUGACCUAGACACACACAUGGCGAGCACAGGUCCAGGACCCCCGUCCCCUGCCAACGGCUCGAACAGGAACCGCGUCCGCUGCUCACUUUCGGCUUUGCAUCGUUCCAGCUUGUACUUGGCCGCCCAGUUCUACGGCUUACUGGCGGACAACCACGGCGGCAGCGACGGUGGCCGCCACGUGAGAAUCCACGACUUGAAACCGGCGACCUUUGAGGCCGUUCUCCAUUUCAUUUACACGGACACCUUGCCGCCUGUCGAGGACGACGACGCCGACGAUCUCCUGCUGAGUCAGUCAACCAACUACCCAGGUCUCAGAGAAGCUGCUGUUGGUUGUUCCAAGGAGAGCCGUAGAGAGAUGAUCUGCGAUUGGCUUGCAGCGGCGGACCGGUACGACCUGGAGAGGAUGAGGCUUCUGUGCGAGAGCGCGUUGAGCGAGACCAUCGACGUCGAGAAUGCUGCGGGCACGCUGGAGCUGGCCGACCGGCACCAUUGCCCACAGCUCAAGGCCUUCUGUGUAGACUACAUCGCGUCUCCUGGAGUGCUGAAGGCUGUGCUGGCAACCGGCGGCUACAGAGAGCUAAAGGUGAAUUCUCCCUCUGUUGUUGCUGAUGUCCUGGAGAAACUUGCAAGUACCGGUAGUUCUUAACGAUGAGCAGUACUGCGCCGCAAGCCUGCAACACUACUUGCUGAUUGAUUCCAUUUUUUUUUUUUUGAGAUAA
Molecule: messenger RNA, 889 nt
Organism: Lolium perenne
Lineage: Eukaryota; Viridiplantae; Streptophyta; Magnoliopsida; Poales; Poaceae
Product: BTB/POZ and MATH domain-containing protein 3-like
Biological process (GO): protein ubiquitination
Molecular function (GO): protein binding
Source: RefSeq, a predicted model, not a curated record